Messenger RNA from Lactuca saligna, 1950 nucleotides. The record is from the annotation of a GenBank genome assembly. NCBI's taxonomy places the organism in Eukaryota, Viridiplantae, Streptophyta, Magnoliopsida, Asterales, Asteraceae.
UUAGUUCAAUGGCUACUCCCAAUAUCACUUUGAUUGCUGAUGUGGAUGUGCUAAGGGACGAUUUGACUCUAAAAGUUCGUGUCAUCAACUUGUGCAAACAUAUGUCAUUCAAUAACAAGGAUGACAUUUGGUCCAUUGAAUUAAUUUUACUUGAUGAACAGGGGACCAAGAUUCAAGCUACUGUUUGGAAAAAAUUUCUUUAUCGAUUCAAAAAUAUAUUAAAGGAUGGGUCGGCUUUUUAUAUCAUAAGUCCAAGUUUUGCAUCACAAAAGCCCGGUAGUUUCAAAAUAACUCCUCAAGAUCAGAAACUAACAUUUGUCCAACAAACUGUUGUCAAAGAAUGUAUAGAAUUUUCUGGAUCUAUAUUUGGAUUUUCAUUUGUUGACUAUCAAACUGUACUAUCGUUGCAACAUCCUGAAGAUUUAUCCGUUGAUGUCAUUGGAUUGGUCGUUGCUAUUACUGAGAUGAUGAAGGAUAAUCCCGAUAGGUCGAGACACAGACUAACCAUUCACAUCCAAGAUGCAAGUGGUUUGCAAGUCCGUGUAAAUUUGUGGGGUGAUUAUGCGUACAAGAUGCAAGAUUACAUAGAUAACAAUCCACCAAAUCAACGUGUCGUUAUAAUUCAGUUUGCAAAGAUUACUGUUUGGAGAGAUCGUCCGAGUGUUAACACCUACUUUACAUCUUCAAAGCUAUUCAUUAACUUUGAUAUCGAUGACAGUAAUCUUUUCAAAAAAAGUUUAGACGGGGAUGAUCGUCCUGAUUCGUCUUCGAAUACGAUUUCAGUCAUUGAAUCUAAACAACUUUCUGAAUUAGAUGAUUUCAUAGUUAAAACUAAGUUGAAGACUAUUGCUGAGAUUUUUGAACCCCUUUCGAAAACCCACUUCGUUAUAGUUGGCACUAUAAAGGGAAUCUUGCAGAAUGAGAAAUGGUGUUAUCCCGCGUGUACAAACUGCAGUUACAGGGCCUUUCCGGAUAAUGGGGCAGAUGACUGUAUUGAUUUUCAUCUUUCAAAUGCAAAACCAACUUCUUAUGAAUGUCGUAACCAAAAUUGCACAAAAAAAACAGCUUCUGUUGUACCGAGAUUUAUGAUCCCUAUACGUGUGCAAGAUAAUACCGGGACUAUUACAUUGACAAUGUUUGAAAAAGAAGGAAGGUAUUUAUUGAAGACAUCAGCCAAAGAGUUGUUUAAAAAAGCAACAGAGAUUGGGGACAAUAUUGAUUUCUAUCCGGGGGAUAUUAAUGCAUUGAAAGGUUUGAAAUUGGCAUUCAAGAUUUCUAUUUCAGAUUUCAAUGUGUUGAAAAAAACCAAUCAAUAUGGUAUUUCUAGAAUCAGUGAUAAUGUUGAUUUAAUUGAACAACUUGAAAAAAAGUUUACAGAAUCACAGACCGAUUUAACAGACUCUUUGGACGUUUGUUCUGGCGAAUUCGAAUCUCAAGAUAACAUGCAUUUAAAGGAUGAAAUUUCUGGGACGGAUGACAACAUAACUCCUUCCACUGUUGACAAGAACUCAGCAACAAGCCCAAUGAAGUUUUUGAACACAACACCGGUUUUGAAACGAAAUCUUGAAGAAGUCUUUGAUUUGGACAUUAAUGAAAACUUAUCGUCUUCAAAAACUCCAAAAGUGUCCGUAGAUGGUCCAAGGAAAAAGUUGUUGGAGAUAAAGUUGGAAAAAGUGGCUGAAUUUGAUUUGGUGUUGAUUUUGAAGACAAUGUCCAUUUUGAAUUUUCAUGAACAAUUUUAAGGUUUUUUUUUGCCAUGCUUCUUUUUUAACUCUCUUGGUUUGAUGUUUCAAGCAUUCUGGUUUUUAAGGUUAAAACUUUUCCAUUAUUUUCUUUUUAAAUGGUUUGUUAUGCUAUAUUGUUAUAGCAUGUUAUGAAUUAAUUUUUUCAUAUAUUUGUGGUUUUAUUUAUGCUUUUCCAUUCUUGGUAGAAAAUGUCUUACUGCAUACU